UGCCUAGACUCCGCUGUUUCUCCUUCCGCAGCACCAGCACCACCGACAACGACAACAGCGCGUUCCUCGCCAACGUACUCACGCUCCUGGAGGCCCUCCCGCAGGCCGCAGCGCCCACGGGCUUCGCCUCCCUCUCCUUGGGCGCCGGCCACGACCGCGCCUUCGUCCGUGGCCUGUGCCGCGGUGAUUCCACACCGUCCGAGUGCCUCGUGAACCUGCGAGCAGGCGUCCUCGACUACGGCACGUGCACGUCCAGCCGGAGCGUGGUAUUCUGGUACGACAAGUGCUUCAUCACCUACGCCGACACCAACGCCACCAACAACUACAACUACGAGUUGCGCUCGCUUGAUAUGCGCGUCACCCUCGGAAGCUCCGCCCGGAGUAGCCAUGAGCCGGAGUUCUUCUCGCUGAAAAAUCGCUUGGUGGCAAGGGCGGCCAGCGCCGGAGGCACUGGGCAGGCCAAGUUCGCCACCGGGGAGGCCGAGUACGCACCCAAUGGGACGAUGUACGGUCUCGCGGAGUGCAUGAGGGACCUUAGCGGCGAGGAGUGCAAUCGGUGUCUGCAAUUAUUGUCGACAGAUUUGCCGUCGUGCUGCAACCGAUAUCAGGGAGGGACGGCGCAAAACUUCAACUGCCGCCUUCGGGUUCAAGCAUAUGCCUACUAUGACCUGGCGCCCGACGCUCCGCCUCCGGCUGCUGCACCGCCGGCGCCGAUCUCCUCGGUCGGAAAGGGGAGAUUACAACAUGCCAUCCUGUUUGUCGCCAUUUCUGUUGGGACACUAUUCGUCCUAGUCGCCGUGCUUGCUUGCGUUCGUCGACAGAGGAGAAGGAACAAGGCGAAGAAGGAACAACAAGAUAAUGCAAGGGAGGGCAUGAAAUAUAUUAGUCUGCAAGUGUUAAGAGCUGCAACAUCCAAUUUUUCUAUAGACAAUAAACUGGGAGAGGGAGGAUUCGGAGAAGUUUUUAAGGGCGAAUUGCAGAAUGGAAUGAAAAUAGCCGUGAAAAGGCUGUCAAAGAACUCAGCUCAAGGGUUUGAUGAGCUGAAAAAUGAGCUAGUGUUAGCUAACAGACUUGAGCACAAGAAUUUGGUGCCCCUUCUCGGUGUUUGCUUGCAAGAGAAACUGGUGGUGUACGAAUAUAUGCCUAAUGGAAGCCUACACACGAGCCUUUUCAAUUCUGAGAAGGCACACCAACUGGACUGGACGAAAAGAAACACGAUCAUCUCUGGGAUUGCUCGAGGUCUAUUGUAUCUCCACGAGGAGUCUCGUCUAAAAGUCAUACACCGUGACCUGAAGCCAAGCAACGUCUUAUUAGACCUGGAUAUGAACCCCAAGAUCUCAGACUUUGGUCUGUCUAGGGCUUUCGGUGAAGAUCAGUCGAUGGAUAUAACAAAACGCCCUGUCGGUACACUUGGAUACAUGUCUCCCGAGUACGCGUACUGUGGCCAAGUCUCUACCAAGUCAGACAUGUACAGCUUCGGGGUCAUAGUUAUCGAGAUUGUGACUGGUCGAAGGAACAAUAGGUCACUGGAAGAUUAUGAUACCGCCUCCAGAUAUCUUCUCAGCUAUGUAUGGGAAAAGUGGAAUGCAGGAUCGAUGGAAGAGGUGGUGGAUUCCUGCCUGGGCGGUCGUUACCCCGAGAGCGAGGCGCUAAACUGUGUGCACAUCGGACUGCUAUGCGUCCAGGAGGAUCCCAGCGCCAGGCCAGAUGCGUCCGAGGUAGUGCUCAUGCUCGACAGCCACUCCACGUCCAUGAAUAUGCGCACUCCCUCCAGGCCUGCGUUCUGCUUCACACAACCUGGCGUCGUCAGGCAUGCUACGGCCAACGGCCAACUGUCUACCCCCGUUUCAGACAAUGAAGUGACGAUUUCGGAUCUCCAGCCUAGGUAGGACGAUUUCAGACAAGUUUGUAUUAGUAAUGCAAAUACCUACCAAGGUUUUGAAUUUUUCGGAUGCAAAACAAAUCUCGUGGGGCACCGGAUUCCCGGUUACCGCGGUAACUGAAAAAUACCGGGUGGUUACUUGACGAUUUUCUUUCCAUUUGAACAAGACUCAUUCACAAUUAAGUCAAAGCUCAUUCAAAUUAUAAAAUUCAGGAUGUUUUGCACGGUAGGGUGAUUUCUCAUGAGAUAUCAAGAUUCACAGUUAU
This is a messenger RNA of Aegilops tauschii subsp. strangulata, 2148 nucleotides long. RefSeq names its product cysteine-rich receptor-like protein kinase 34. Gene Ontology annotation, cellular component: plasma membrane. Gene Ontology annotation, biological process: protein phosphorylation. The record is from RefSeq and is a predicted model, not a curated record. NCBI's taxonomy places the organism in Eukaryota, Viridiplantae, Streptophyta, Magnoliopsida, Poales, Poaceae. Gene Ontology annotation, molecular function: ATP binding; protein serine/threonine kinase activity.